Anthostomella pinea is the source of this 444-nucleotide messenger RNA. The record is from the annotation of a GenBank genome assembly. Lineage: Eukaryota; Fungi; Ascomycota; Sordariomycetes; Xylariales; Xylariaceae.
AUGUGUCGCGAAGAGCAUGUGCGCCACUAUCAACAGCAGGGGAAGUCCAUGGAUCUCAACGCGGUCGUACCGUUUGGGAAGGCAGGCGCAUGGCUCCAACAUGCAGGAACGGCAGUCGACACAAGUUCCAGUGCCGCUUGGCGGAAGCCCACACGAUCGCCGCUGUGGGGGACGGCGGUUUUGAAACGUGUUGCUCACGAGUCACGAGUCACGACUGACGAUGAUGAUGAUGUUGGCCACAAAGGGUCCAGCCCCACGGGGCUUCGCCGCUGCGGAACGGGACCCAUCAUCGGUGACGCGAACAGCAACUGCGCUCGAUUCCUCCCAGGCUGCCGGAAUGUCAUGACGCCAACCAUUGGUCUGCAAGUUGAUAUGGAUAAGCAGGGGGGCCGGAAACCACGCAACGACGAUUGCGGCUCUGAUAUCUCUCCAGCUGGAGGCUGA